AUGAGCUGCUUCGAGGUGCUUAGCGCAAGCAUGCUGCCGGCAAAGAAGAUGUGGUUGCAACAUCAGAAAAUGCAUGUGAAGCACCAUGGCUGUGAGUCAAUGCGUAUGGAGAUGGUUCUUUUUCUCAUUGCAACCUUGGUUGUUGCCCAGACUGUGCUUGUUCAAUGGAAGCAAAGACACUGUUGAUCGUACAAUUUAGUCACACUACUGCAGAUGUGGGUUGUUCCUCUUUAUUUCACCAUCAGACUUUACUGGUGGAGAUCUCUGUCCAUGUGGGGAAUGCUCUCAGUUAUUACCAGUUGCAUCAUUUUCAGAGCAACCCGCAAGCCUCUCUCAGGAAGAACACCACAGUUGAUCUACAAAUGGUUUGUCCUGAUCUAUAAACUGAGUUAUGCAAUUGGUAUUGUGGGUUAUCUAGCCAUAAUGUUUACCAUCUUAGGAUUUAAUUUAUUGUUUAGAAUUGAGUCUGGCGACUCCGUGAAUUUUGCUGUGACACUGCUUUUUUAUGGACUGUACUAUGGAGUGAUGGGAAGAGACCUUGCAGAGAUUUGUUCUGACAACAUGGCUUCCACCAUUGGUUUUUACAGCAUCAGUGGCAUACCAACAAGUAAUUUGUCCAAUGACAUCUGCACAGUCUGCAGGCAUAAAAUUUUUGUGGAUAUAAAUGAAGAAGGGAUCAUUGAAAAUACCUACCAGCUGUCCUGUAAUCAUGUGUUUCACAAAUCCUGCGUCUGUGGUUGGUGCAUUGUUGGCAAGAACCAGACUUGCCCGUACUGCCCUGAGAAAGUUGAUUUGAAGAGGAUGUUAAGUAACCCAUACCCUCUCCCUAACAAGUGUGGGAAUGCACACAUAUUGUAUGGACAACUUUCGGACUGGCUCUGCUAUCUGGUGUUUUGGCAACCGGUUGUUAUAGGCAUCAUCCAAGGCAUUAAUUACUCACUGGGUCUAGAAUAG
Molecule: messenger RNA, 954 nt
Organism: Nipponia nippon (crested ibis)
Lineage: Eukaryota; Metazoa; Chordata; Aves; Pelecaniformes; Threskiornithidae
Gene: RNF175
Product: ring finger protein 175
Biological process (GO): ERAD pathway
Cellular component (GO): endoplasmic reticulum membrane; Golgi membrane
Molecular function (GO): metal ion binding; ubiquitin protein ligase activity
Source: RefSeq, a predicted model, not a curated record